GUUCCCAUUAUAUUUUACUGCAAUUCAUUUUGGUCCCUCAAAUAAUGAAAGUUCUUCUAAUCACGGAGCUGAAGUUCUUGAAAAAAUGGCAGAGAUUGCACAAACAUAUCAUGAUAUUAGAUCUUCUAGUAAUUUACAAUGUAAAUAUAUAAAGACACCUA
This is a messenger RNA of Racocetra persica, 161 nucleotides long. The record is from the annotation of a GenBank genome assembly. Lineage: Eukaryota; Fungi; Glomeromycota; Glomeromycetes; Diversisporales; Gigasporaceae.